AUGUCACAAUCCUCCGAGCUAGCCUCACCCAUCCUGUCGUCACAUUCAGCCCCUGUUCAGUUUGCCUCGACUCCGAGUUUAUUUCCUUCGAAAGCAGCUCGUGUUCACCAUCUCCGCGAAUUGAAGGCAGACCUGAAGAAAGUAGCAACGGCCCGUGGACCAGUUUACACUCGAAAAGUUGCAAUUCUUGUUUGUUGGGAGGACGAUGACACUGGCGCGAAGCAGGAUCUGAUCACUAUGAGUGGUGUCCUGGAAGAUUUCGGUAUCCAGUGUACCAACCACAUGCUAAGGACAGCAGACGAAACCCCUGGCUGGACACUCUCCCACAAGAUCCAACAAAUGCUUCUGGAUUGUGCUCAUUCGAAGUUACAAUCCUUGUUCGUAUUCUAUUACGCCGGACAUGGGACCAUUGUCGAUGGUAAAAUGUCUUUCGUCUCAAACAGCAAGACUGUCUCGUGGCCCUCACUAUAUGCCAUUUUCACCUCCGAAGAGGAUGCUAAUGUUCAUGUUCUCACGGUACUGGAUUGUUGUCACGCUGCAGGUGCAACAAGAUCGCAAACUCCAAGAACAAUUCAAAUUAUCGCCGCUUGUGAUGCCGAGGAGACAACAAGCCCUCGACCUCAGAAAGUGUCUUUCACCAUGCGAUUAUUCCGCGCAGUGCAGCAUUUCAGAGGGCAAUCGAAUGUGACAACAGCCGCUCUGUUCCAAGAAAUCCAGCGCCAGAAACCACGAACUACUCCAAGUGCUAUCAUGGAAACUCUGAGCGGUACUCAACCAAUCAACCUUAUCUUCAAAGAUCAUACAGCCCCCUCGCGCAUCCCUCGCCUCUCAUCGCAUACCAAAGCCGUACAUGUACUUGUCAAGUUGACACUCCAUGGCCAGUCCCAAGUACCGGGGCAUAGCGAACUGUUACCAAGUUUUCAAACUGCAAUCCGAGAGCUUCCAGCGAACAUGCAAGUGGAUGUUAUGGAUGCAUACGAGACAGAUCAGUCUGUCUUCUUUCUCAUGGGGUUGUCGUGGGAAGCUUGGUCACUGUGGACCAUGGUUGCGCACUUUGAUUUCAUAGGGAUCACUCUUGGCCCUUCCUUGAUGGACCGGCAUUUUGUCGAAUUUCCAGUUCCGACCUCUGGAGAGGAUUGCCCGUCUCAUGGCAGAGGAAAUACCGAGUAG
Molecule: messenger RNA, 1170 nt
Organism: Penicillium paradoxum
Lineage: Eukaryota; Fungi; Ascomycota; Eurotiomycetes; Eurotiales; Aspergillaceae
Exons: 1
Coding region: 1-1170 (389 amino acids)
Biological process (GO): proteolysis
Molecular function (GO): cysteine-type endopeptidase activity
Source: RefSeq, a predicted model, not a curated record